Ipomoea triloba (trilobed morning glory) is the source of this 1537-nucleotide messenger RNA. RefSeq names its product protein MAK16 homolog A. The record is from RefSeq and is a predicted model, not a curated record. Gene Ontology annotation, biological process: maturation of 5.8S rRNA; maturation of LSU-rRNA. Bases 268 to 1176 code for a protein of 302 amino acids. NCBI's taxonomy places the organism in Eukaryota, Viridiplantae, Streptophyta, Magnoliopsida, Solanales, Convolvulaceae. The transcript has 10 exons. Gene Ontology annotation, cellular component: preribosome, large subunit precursor; nucleolus.
UUCAAAUCCCUAAACCCCUAAUUCACUCCUUAUUCCUUAACCUACGAGUCUGCGACCAGCGAGACGGAGCAACCUCAACUCCUCAACCUGCGACUGCCGACGCUGAGUCUCUGACCGACGGGCUACGGCGGCGAACUCCGGUUCUCGGCCUCUCGGACCGCUGCUCCUCGCCUCCACUGGACCACUGCUACUGACCAGACGAACCUUAAAUUAGUUCAAUUUGUAACGAAAAGCUUAGUCUGUGGAUUGAAGAAAGAGAGGUGAAAGAUGCAGCACGAUGAGGUCAUAUGGCAAGUUAUCAGACACAAACACUGCAGCUUCAUGGCAAAACUUGAAACGGGGAUAUUUUGCCGGAAUCCAUAUAAUGUCACUGGCGUUUGCAACCGGAGCUCGUGCCCUCUUGCUAAUAGUCGCUAUGCCACAAUAAGGGAUCAUGAUGGAGUAUUUUAUUUAUACAUGAAAACAAUAGAAAGGGCUCACAUGCCAAACAAGUUGUGGGAAAGAGUUAAACUGCCCAGAAAUUAUGAAAAGGCUCUUGAAAUAAUCGAUAAACAUUUGACGUACUGGCCAAAGCUCCUUGUACACAAGACAAAACAAAGAUUAACUAAAAUGACUCAGAUGCGCAUACGGAUGAGGAAGCUUGCUUUAAAAACACGAGAGAAGAUAAUGACUACGCCUAGAAAAGAGAGGAAGAGAGAGGCUCGUAGAGAACAGAAGGCAGAACAAGCAGCUGUUCUUGAUAAGAGUAUAGAAAAGGAAUUGCUGGAACGCCUCAAAAGAGGAGUUUAUCCUGGCGAGAUAGUCAAUAUUAUCCCUGUUGCCAAGUACAAUGAAAUUCUUGAUAAAGAAGCCAUUGCCGAAGAGGAAGACGAAGAUGAAGAGGAACAUGAGAUAGAGUAUGUUGAAGGAUAUGAAGAAUUAGAAGAGGAGGAUGAUAUGGAAGAUUUUGGUGGUUUAGCAAUUGAGAAUGCUGGUGCAGCAGAUGAUGAUGAUGAGGUGGACAGUGAUGAUGAAGAGACUGUUGUAAUUCAUCGAAAGAGGAAUAAGAAAGAGUCUGGCUUAGGUUCAAGAAAGCAUGGGAGAGAUGAACCGAGUGUCAAAGCUAAGAAGAAAGCAAAAGUACUUGUGGAGGUUGAGCAUGAAGAUGGAGGUGAAAGACAAACUGCAGUCCAAUGAAAGAAUGUAUGUGUUUUUUAUAAUCAUCGUACUUGCCAGAAAUUAAGGUGGUUCGUAUCCAAGUUAUACCCAGUUGUUUGUCUGACUUUGUUGAGUAGCUAGCAAUAUGAUGGUUAGAAGAGUUGUCCCAGAAGAUGUAUCUGGUCAUUUUUGUUCUCUUCCAGUCUUCCAGAUAAUGAGAUUUUGUUCCCUUAGUUUCUGUUUAUUUUCAGUUUAGCUGAAGUUUAUUAGUAUUUGCUAAUUGUUUCCAUCCUUAUUGAUCAACGGAUUGAACAGAGAUCUUUCAGUUUCUUGAAUGCAAGUGUAAAAUGAGUUACUGAAAUAUGCUUACAAGGGAAUGAGGGUUGACACUCUUCAAUUA